Messenger RNA from Diabrotica virgifera virgifera (western corn rootworm), 1329 nucleotides. RefSeq lists its product as uncharacterized. Lineage: Eukaryota; Metazoa; Arthropoda; Insecta; Coleoptera; Chrysomelidae. The transcript has 3 exons. The record is from RefSeq and is a predicted model, not a curated record. The coding region runs from base 1 to 1329 and encodes 442 amino acids.
AUGACGGAUGUUGCCCCAAAAACUCCUAAUAAGAGAAUCAGUUUAGGUGUUAAAAAUAACUCUACCAAAAAAGUUAAAUUGGAAAAUGAACAGACACCUAAACAGCCUGGAUUUGCAAUUAAACAAAUAGGUCAACCAUCUCCUAAGCAACAAACAAAGCUAGACCCUAAACAGAAUCAACAAACACCUAAAACACCAAAAUCCCAAAUCAAAACUCCCAAACAAGAAAUAUCUGUUAAACAGGAGCAGAAACAACAGACACCUAAGCAACAAGUGGUAGCUUCAGGUAAUCCAGAUAAUGCCAAGAAAGCUAAAGCCAUAAAAGCUAUAGACAAAAAAAUUAAGCUUAUAGAAAGUAGACCAGAGUUAACGAAGACAGGUAACCGUAAACUGCACUUGUUAAAAAAGUUUAAAAGAAGAGCUCAAGGUCUCCCACCACUGGUUAAAUCUCGAGGCAAAGCUAAAAAGAAGAAAGCUGUAGCAGGAAAGCAGAAUAAACGGCAAAAGGGUAAAGUCCAGAAAGUAGUGAAAAAAGAACUAGAAGAUAAUAGUGACGAUGACGAGGAAACUGUAGUAAGUGAAGCUAAAAUCCAGAAAGUAGUGACGAAACAAGAAGCUGAUAGUGAUGAUGAUGAUAGUGAAAUGACUAAACCAAAAUCGAAUAAGAGAAACUUCGGUGAUAAAGGUAAGUUUUCCCAAAAACGUAAACAAGGGAUUGGAAAGAGAAACCAGAAAUUUAAAAACAACAAGAAAAAUAAAGGGGGGCCGAAUGUUCAUAAGAAUUUUCCAAAAAAGCAGGUUCAGGAUGUCAAACCGGAUGUAGAGAAAAAUGAAAUUAAAAAUGAUGUGGUACAAGCUGGCUCAUUUAUAGGAAAUCCUGACAAGAAUCCAAAGAAAGAUCCAUUUUUUAUCAUCAAACAAAAAGUAAAUUCUUCAGACAACCACGAGAAGGAAAAAAUUAUCAAAGAAUUGGAAAAUAAAAUCAAUGCUAUCGAAAGCAGGGGUCAAUUGACUAACACAGCAACAAGAAAAUUGAGACAAUUAAAGAAAUAUAAAAAAUUGGCGGAAGGGGGUCAACUGAAUUCUCCACCAGAAAAAACAAAACAUGGUAAAACAAAAACAGAGAAGAGACGGGAAAGGAGAGUUGCAGCAGCAGCAACAAAGAAAGAAACAGUGGCACUAAACAAAACAAAAGUAACUAAGUCAGUAGGGAAGAAAUCUGCUGAACCCGAAAGUACAGCGGAAAAAUCCGAUGAUGAAGUUGAGGGAGCUGAAGAAGAAUCUUCUGAGGGCGCAUCAAAUGCUGGCGAAGACGAAAGCGAUAGUUAA